UUUUUUUUUCUUUGUUUCCCCAUUGUCUAGUUUGGUGGCUGCCUUCCUCACUUUUUUUUCUUCCCUAAGGGAGAAAAAUCUUAUCGAAAGCUGUGAAAACCCUAAAUCUCCCCAAUUCAGUUUGGGCUCUGAUGCAGUCUCCGAUCCCUUUGGUUUGUGUUUAAUUUGUGAAAAUUUAGGUUUAUCUCUCCCUUCUUGUUUGUGUCUGGGAUUCAAGCCAUGGAUGUGGAAGCUCGUUGUAAGGAUAAGCUAUUACAUUUUCGGAUUAAAGAACUCAAGGAUGUGCUCACUCAGCUCGGACUUUCGAAACAGGGAAAGAAGCAGGAACUUGUGGAGCGGAUCUUGACCGUUCUUUCUGAUGGAAAAGCUGCGAGGUUGUGGUCUAAAAGGAACACAGUGCCCAAGGAGGAAGUUGCAAGACUAGUGGAUGAUACUUAUAGGAAAAUCAAAGUGUCUGGGGCAAGUGAUUUAGCAUCGAAAGGACAAGUUAGUUCAGAUACCAGUAAUCUGAAAGUCAAGGGGGAGCCUGAAGCUUCCUUUCGACCAGAGAUGAAAGUUCGAUGUGUUUGUGGAGGUUCACUGGAGACUGAAUCAAUGAUACAGUGUGAUGAUCCAAGAUGCCAUGUUUGGCAGCAUGUUGGCUGUGUUAUUCUCCCGGAAAAGCCUAUGGAUGGAAAUCCACCACUUCCUGAAUCAUUUUAUUGUGAAGUCUGCCGACUCACUCGAGCUGACCCGUUUUGGGUUACAGUGGCACAUCCACUUUAUCCAGUGAGGUUGGGUUCAACGGCCAUCCCAACCGAUGGUACAAGCACAAUGCAGAGUGCUGAGAGAACAUUUCAAAUCACAAGGGCAGACAAAGACUUAUUGGCCAAACAAGACUACGAUGUUCAGGCUUGGUGUAUGCUUUUGAAUGACAAAGUUCUUUUUAGGAUGCAGUGGCCUCAGCAUGCUGAUCUACAGAUCAAUGGUAUGCCUAUACGUGCAAUUUACCGACCUGGGUCACAGCUUUUGGGAGCCAACGGCCGGGACGAUGGACCUAUUAUCAAACCUUAUGUGAAAGAUGGAAUUAACAGAAUAUCCUUGAGUGGAGGUGACAGUCGAAUCUUUUGUUUCGGAGUUAGACUUGUGAAGCGUAGGACUCUACAACAGGUUCUCAAUUUAAUUCCAGAAGAGACGAAAGGGGAGACAUUUGAAGAUGCGCUUGCACGUGUUCGACGAUGCAUUGGAGGUGGAGGUGGAGAUGAUAAUGCCGACAGUGAUAGUGACAUUGAAGUUGUUGCUGAUUUCUUCGGUGUCAAUCUCCGGUGUCCUAUGAGCGGUUCUAGGAUAAAAGUUGCAGGGAGAUUUUUACCCUGUGUGCACAUGGGCGGUUUUGACCUUGAGGUGUUUGUGGAGUUGAAUCAACGUUCUAGAAAGUGGCAGUGCCCUAUUUGUCUGAAGAACUACUCAGUGGAGCAUGUAAUCGUGGAUCCUUAUUUUAACCGUAUCACAUCAAAGAUGAUGCAUUGUGAUGAAGAGGUGACUGAAAUUGAAGUGAAACCUGACGGCUCUUGGCGUGUUAAAUCCAAAAAAGAGAGUGAGCGUAGGGAACUGGGGGAACUCUCACAGUGGCACGCGCCCGAUGGUAGUCUUUGCCCCUCUGCUGAUGAGAUUAAACGGAAGAUGGAAAUGAUGAUCCCGGUUAAACAAGAAGGUUUCUCAGAUGGUGGCCCAACCCCUCUGAAACUUGGCAUAAGGAAGAACCGCAAUGGUGUUUGGGAAGUUAGCAAGCCUAAUAAUACAAAUGGAAUGUCUUCAAGUAAUAGGCAAGAGAAGAAUAUUAUACCAAUGAGUAGUAGUGCUACUGGAAGUGGUAGGGAUGGUGAUGACACAAGCGUCAACCAGGGUGCUAUUGGAGGAACCUUUGACUUUGGAACCAACGGCAUUGAACUUGAUUCCAUCUCGAUGAAUGUCGAUUCAGGUUACAACUUUCCUGAUGGAAACCAAGGUGGGGAGGAUAGAAAUAAUGAAGUUAUUGUUCUGAGUGAUUCUGAUGAAGAUAAUGAUAUAGUAAUCACCCCUGGACCUGCAUACAGUGAUUCUCGAGCCAAUGAUGGGGUAAAUUUUCCGUUGAACCCUUCUGGAAUGAUCAACUCUUAUAACGAAGACCCGCACACCAUAGCUGGGGGAAGUUCACGCUUAGGUCUUUUCAAUGACGAUGAUGAAUUUGAUACGCCCCUUUGGUCAUUCCCAUCUGAAACUCCAGAAGCCUCUGGUUUCCAACUAUUUGCAUCUGAUGCUGAUGUUUCAGAAGGCUUGGUUGGUUUGCAUCAUCAAGGCUCACUGAACUGUGGUCCUGAGAUAAAUGGAGAUUACACAAUGGCUCCUGAGACAUCAAUGGCAUCUAUUCCUCCUGUAGCUCCGUGCUCGGAUGGAAGAUCUGAAGCUGUUGCAAAUGAUGGCUUAGUUGACAAUCCUCUUGCAUUUGGAAGAGACGACCCCUCGCUUCAGAUAUUUUUGCCGACGAAACCAGAUGGUUCAGCUCAGUCAGGUUUCCGAAACCAAGGUGACAUGUCGAAUGGUAUCCGGAGUGAUGACUGGAUCUCGCUUAGGCUAGGCGAUAGCGCCUGUGAGGAUCCCGGAGAGCCUGCUACUGCGAACGGGCUCAACUCAAGCCAGCAGAUGUCAACAAGGGAAGGUUCUUUGGAUGAUACGACAGAGAAUGAUUCGUUGCUUUUGGGUAUGAAUGAGAGUAGACAAGACAAGGCAAAGAGGCAAAGAUCAGAUAACCCAUUUUCAUUUCCUCGCCAGAAGCGUUCUGUAAGACCUCGGAUGUUCCUCUCCAUUGACUCGGAUUCUGAUGAGUGAUAUUUGUUCCUGCUUUGAUCUGUCUCGGGAUGGUUCGGUGUUCCUUUUGACUCUUAAAGCUAUGCACAGAACAAUCAACAGGAUCAUCAGACAGCAUACCGGAGUUAGCCAAGAUUUGAACCGGUAUUGAUUAUUAUUAAUAUCAUUGUUAUGCUUUUUUUACGAUGUUGUUGAGACUCUCUCUUCAGUAUCGGUUCAGAAUCUUGGCCCUUUGUGUCUGCAGGGGGUUGUAUUUUGCAAAGAAAAGCACAGGCUGAUUUAGUGUACUGAAAUAGGCAGAAAAGUGGGCACAGGUGGUUCCGAUGUAAUUUGUUUACUCGGAUGCCCAGGAGCCAUAGAAGUCAUGUAACAUCAUUGUAAAUUAUUGGCUCCAACUUCUAUUUAUUUAUUAUAAAAAAUUUCAGCUCUU
Molecule: messenger RNA, 3256 nt
Organism: Raphanus sativus (radish)
Lineage: Eukaryota; Viridiplantae; Streptophyta; Magnoliopsida; Brassicales; Brassicaceae
Product: E3 SUMO-protein ligase SIZ1
Exons: 16
Coding region: 220-2847 (875 amino acids)
Biological process (GO): protein sumoylation
Molecular function (GO): SUMO ligase activity; zinc ion binding
Source: RefSeq, a predicted model, not a curated record